Messenger RNA from Acanthoscelides obtectus, 7128 nucleotides. Lineage: Eukaryota; Metazoa; Arthropoda; Insecta; Coleoptera; Chrysomelidae. The record is from the annotation of a GenBank genome assembly.
CAGGUCGGUCCGUUAGAUGGCGCCUAUGGGCGAAGAGCAACCUACUGACCAAUGGCAGCCGCCGAAUGGACCGGUGGGUCUGUACGACCCUUCCCAGGAACGCGAGGCAUGCGGUGUUGGAUUUAUAGCGGCCAUCGACGGAAAAAGAUCGAAGAAGAUCGUCCACGAUGCCCAAAGGUUGGCCAUCAGCAUGAACCACAGAGGUGCGUGCGCGUGCGACAACGAUACAGGAGACGGCGCAGGCGUGCUGACCGCCAUUCCGCACGAUUUUUACUAUACCAAGCUCAAAGAAGAGCAGAAUGUGCAACUGCCCGGUUUCGGCCAGUACGCCACCGGCAUUUUUUUCCUGGACAAACUGCACCAUCAAGAAAGCGAGACCCGAUUCGCUGAAAUCGCCGAUGAAUUGGACAUUUCGGUACUCGCGUGGCGCACGGUACCAACCAAUAAUGCGACCAUUGGUACUGUCGCUAAGAAUUCGGAACCGUUCAUGAGGCAAGUGUUUCGUGGCUGUUAGAGGCGAUGUCUCUGAGGCGGAGUUGGACAGAAGGUAUUUCAUGCUUCGAAAGAGAGCCACUCACCAAAUCCCGUCCCCCGGAAAGAGGUUUUACAUUUGCUCGUUGAGUCGACGAACUGUUGUCUAUAAAGGACAGUUGACCUCAGACCAGCUGUGGACCUAUUUUCCUGAUCUGCUGGAUCCGAUGUACGAUACUUAUUUGGCAUUGGUGCAUACUCGAUUUUCAACUAAUACUUUUCCAAGCUGGGAGAGAGCACACCCUCUAAGAGUUUUAGCUCACAAUGGCGAGAUCAAUACGUUACGAGGUAACGUGAAUUUCAUGAAAGCUAGAGAAGGAGUCAUGAAAAAUGACGAUAUCGGAGACCAACUCAAAACUUUGUAUCCUGUUGUCGAGCCGAAUCUCUCCGAUUCGGGAAGUGCAGAUUGUGUCCUGGAAUUUUUGGUACAUGUCGGUAACAGGAAAUUGCCCGAGGCCGUAAUGACUAUGGUGCCUGAAGCCUGGCAAAACGACCCGACGAUGUCCGAAGAAAAACGGGACUACUACCAUUGGGCGGCUUGUACCAUGGAACCUUGGGAUGGGCCAGCCUUAAUCUCUUUCACCGAUGGGCGAUUCAUCGGAGCCAUUUUGGAUCGGAACGGUCUGAGGCCUUCCAGAUUCUAUAUUACCAAAGAUAACAUGAUGGUUAUGGCUAGUGAGGUGGGUGUAUAUGAUGUGGACCCCUCGCAAGUUAUUUUCAAAGUCGUUUGAAACCAGGUAGAAUGCUGUUGGUAGAUACUCAAGAAAAAACCGUCAUUCAAGACGUUGAAUUGAAAAAAGAAUUGCAAGAUCUCGACCUCAUUCAGACUGGUUAAAAGAACAGAUCACCAUUGAAGAACUCAGGAAGGCUCACCUUGAUGCUGGUAAUCCUACCAAACCAAAGUAUGAAUCAAGUGGACUUGCUGACAAAAGAUUGGCUCUCUAUGGAUACUCUACCGAAACUAUCCAUAUGCUGUUGAUGCCGAUGAUUAACAACAAGAAAGAAGCCCUUGGAAGCAUGGGUAACGACAUUCCACUGGCUUGCCUUUCUGAAUUUUCACCAUUGCUUUACGAAUACUUCAAGCAACUAUUUGCACAGGUGACAAAUCCUCCGAUCGACCCAUUCAGAGAAAAGGUUGUCAUGUCCCUACAAUGUCCAAUUGGACCAGAGGACAAUAUUCUGCAGCCAAGUUCAAAACAGGUGCACCGAUUAUGGCUGAAAAACCCAGUGAUCUCCAUCGCCGAUUUAGAGGUGAUAAAACUAACAAAACACCGAAACUGGGCGGCACAUGUGAUAGACAUAACUUUCCCCGCUUCGGAAGGUAUUCCAGGCUUCCUGAACAAGCUAAAAAGCAUCUGUGAAGAGGCGAACAAUGCUGCGAGGACAAAUCAGAUUAUUAUUUUGUCUGAUAGGCAUGCAGGGCCAGAUAGAGUGCCUAUAAGCAUCCUUCUUGCCUUAGGUGCAACCCAUCAUCACCUUAUAGAGACCAGAUCUAGAAUGAAGGUGGCGCUAGUGUUGGAAACAGGAGAGGCUCGUGAGGUCCAUCACAUCUGCGUUUUGUUAGGUUAUGGAGCUGAUGCUAUUUGUCCCUAUCUAGCUCUAGAGUUGGCAUCCAGUCUUCGUGAUCAAGGUAUACUAGACACAACCCUUUCCGACGAGGCGAUCUUCCAGAACUACGCGCAGGCCAUGCAGACAGGCAUCAGCAAAGUGAUGGCCAAAAUGGGCAUUUCUACCCUACAAUCCUACAAGGGCGCGCAGAUUUUCGAGGCUGUAGGCCUGGCUGAGGACGUGAUCGAAAAGGCAUUUAAAGGGACACCAUCGAGGAUAGGAGGAGCUAACCUGGAGAUGUUGGCAGCCGAAGCGUUCGAAAGACACAAGAAUGCGUAUAGACCUAGUCCUGAUUCUUUAAUUUUAAGGGACACCGGUAUCUACCAUUGGAGAGCUGGAGGGGAGAAGCAUUUGAACGAACCGGCUAGUAUUGCUGCCCUACAGGAAUCAGCUACUGGGAACAACAAAACAGCUUACCAGAAGUACAUCGAGUCCACAAUGCAAUCUAUAAGAAACUGUAUGCUUCGGGGUAGACUAGACUUGAGGACUUUGGAUCAACCUUUAUCUUUGGAUGAAAUUGAACCUGCAUCUGAAAUCGUGAAGCGUUUUGCAACUGGAGCGAUGAGUUUUGGCUCAAUUAGCCUGGAGGCCCAUCAGACUUUAGCUAUGGCCAUGAAUAAAGCUGGAGGUAAAAGUAAUACUGGUGAGGGUGGAGAAGACCCCGAAAGAUAUUUGGAUCCACAAAGGAGAUCUGCGAUUAAGCAGGUGGCUUCUGGAAGAUUUGGGGUGACUUCAUCGUACUUAGCUCAUUCAGAUGACUUGCAAAUUAAAAUGGCGCAGGGUGCUAAGCCUGGAGAAGGUGGUGAAUUACCAGGUUACAAAGUGUCAGCAGAAAUUGCAAAAACGAGACACUCAGUUGCAGGUGUCGGUUUGAUUUCUCCUCCACCGCACCACGAUAUCUACUCAAUUGAAGACUUGGCUGAAUUGAUAUAUGAUUUGAAAUGCGCCAAUCCGCAAGCCAGAAUUUCCGUCAAAUUGGUUUCUGAAGUUGGAGUAGGUGUUGUGGCAUCUGGAGUCGCAAAGGGGAAAGCUGAACACAUCGUCGUAUCAGGACAUGAUGGUGGAACCGGUGCCAGUUCCUGGACAGGCAUCAAAAGCGCUGGGCUUCCUUGGGAAUUGGGAAUAGCUGAGACGCAUCAGGUCCUUGUACUUAAUAACCUAAGAUCCAGGAUCGUUUUACAAGCUGACGGAAAUAUCAGAACAGGUUUUGACGUAGUGGUAGCUGCCCUCCUUGGAGCAGAUGAAGUGGGUUUCAGUACAGCUCCUUUGAUCGUAAUGGGUUGCACAAUGAUGAGAAAAUGUCACUUGAACACCUGUCCAGUCGGCAUUGCCACUCAAGAUCCUGUACUCAGGAAGAAAUUCACAGGACAGCCUGAACAUGUUAUCAACUACUUGUUCAUGCUGGCUGAAGAAGUUAGGGAGAAUAUGGCUAAACUGGGUGUUCGUACAUUCCAAGAAUUGAUCGGCCGAACCGAUCUUCUGAAAGUAGUCGACGCAGGGUCACCAAAAGCAAAAAUGCUAAACCUAAACCUGAUUUUGCAAAACGCAUUGCACAUGAGACCGGGAGUGAAUAUCAAAGGAGGUUCCGAGAAACAAGAUUUCCAACUGGAACAGCGAUUAGAAAAUGAACUUAUUGCAAAAGCUAAACCUGUAAUCGAUGGAGAGAUCAAGAAAGUAGAUGUAGAAUUGAAAAUUAGAAAUGAAGACAGAGCAUUUGGGUCUACUUUAAGCUAUUACAUUUCAUGCAAAUAUAAUGAAGAUGGUCUUCCAGAAGAUAGUGAAAUCAAUGUCCGGCUGACAGGAUCUGCCGGACAGAGCUUCUGCGCAUUUUUGGCAAAAGGAGUACACGUUACAUUGGAGGGAGAUGCCAACGACUAUGUAGGCAAAGGUCUCUCUGGAGGUACAAUUGUGAUCUAUCCCCCAAAAUCGUCACCAUUCGAAUCCCACUUGAAUGUGAUAGUGGGCAAUGUCUGUUUGUAUGGGGCUACGUCUGGCAAGGCGUAUAUGAGAGGUAUCGCUUCUGAAAGGUUCGCUGUCAGAAAUUCGGGAGCUACUGCUGUGGUAGAAGGUGUUGGAGAUCAUGGCUGUGAAUAUAUGACUGGAGGGGUUGUACUUAUACUUGGAUUAACUGGUCGAAACUUUGCCGCCGGAAUGUCUGGAGGCAUCGCAUACGUAUGGGACAUAGAUGGAAAAUUCUCGAUGAAAUGUAAUCCAGAAAUGGUAGAAUUGUGUAAAUUAGAAGACAAAGAAGAUGUUUCAUUAGUAUUGACAUUACUUAAAGAAUUCCGUGAGCUAACAGGAAGUGUUGUUGCUGAACAAUUACUGAGUGAAUUCGACCAAAGGAGAAAGGAGUUCGUCAAGGUCUUCCCAUAUGAGUACCAACGUGUCCUUAGGCAAAAAGCAGCUGAAAAGGAAUCUGCUACUCAACCUCAGGCGCAAGAAACUGCAAAAAUUCAAGAUAUUGAGGAUGCUGUCGGUGAUCCUGCUGUAGAACAGAGAAAAGCUGAAAGGGUGUUGGAUAAAGUACGAGGUUUUAUGAAAUAUCCUCGCGAAGCCGCCCCCUACCGUCCUGCAGAGAAGCGCAUGAAGGACUGGGACGAGGUCUACAACUUCACGCACGUGCGCAAAGGGCUGCGCGUACAGUCAGCGCGAUGCAUGGACUGCGGUGUGCCCUUCUGCCAGUCGAACUCCCACGGUUGUCCGUUGGGCAACAUCAUCCCUAAAUGGAACUUCCUGGUGUUCCAGAACCAGUGGAGGCAGGCGCUGAACCACUUGUUGCAGACUAACAAUUUCCCCGAGUUUACGGGACGAGUGUGCCCCGCGCCGUGCGAAGCAGCUUGUGUGUUGGGUAUCUCGGAGCCGAGUGUUACUAUCAAGAAUAUCGAGUGUGCCAUCAUCGACCAUGCCUUCGAAAAUGGUUGGAUUGUACCCCAAGUUCCAACUUCAAGAACAGACAAGAAGGUUGCCAUUGUAGGUUCGGGACCUGCAGGAUUGGCGUGUGCCCAUCAGCUGAAUAAAGCUGGCCAUACAGUGACGGUAUUUGAAAGGAAUGAUAGAGUUGGUGGCCUUUUGCAGUAUGGGAUUCCCACCAUGAAGCUGAGCAAGACUGUGGUACAAAGGAGAGUAGACUUACUUACUGCUGAAGGUAUCACCUUCAAAACAAACGUUAAUGUUGGAAAGGAUAUUUCAGCUAAAGAGUUGUCAGAAGAAUAUGACGCUGUUAUAUUAUGCACUGGUGCGACUUGGCCUAGGGAUCUGCCUUUACCAGGACGUCAACUGAACGGCAUCCACUUUGCCAUGGAGUUCCUGGAGAGUUGGCAGAAGAAACAAUUAGGCGCCAACUUUGAUGGUCCUCACGCUAAAGACAAACACGUCAUCAUCAUAGGAGGCGGUGACACAGGAUGUGAUUGUAUCGCCACCUCGCUGCGACAGGGAGCUGCUAGUAUCACGACGUUCGAGAUCCUGCCUAAACCUGGUCCGAAAAGGUCCAAGGACAACCCUUGGCCGCAGUGGCCUAGGGUGUUCAAGGUGGACUACGGACAUGAAGAGGUCCAAGUGCGUUACGGUUCUGAUCCGAGGGUAUUCAGCAUCAUGACGCAAGAAUUCACUGAUGACGGUAAAGGUCACGUGAGUGGUGUCAAGACUGUCAACGUCGAGUGGGUGAAAGAUGACAGUGGAAGGUGGCAGAUGAACCAGGUUCCUGGAACAGAAAAGGUUUACAAAGCCGACUUGGUACUGUUGGCCAUGGGUUUUUUGGGUCCUGAGAGAGCUAUCGGUGACCAACUGCAGUUGACUUUAGACCCAAGGUCUAACUUUGAAACGAAAGAGUACAAGACUAAUGUGUCCAACGUUUUUGCUGCUGGUGACUGUCGGCGAGGGCAAUCAUUGGUCGUUUGGGCAAUAUCUGAAGGUCGGCAAGCAGCUCGUGUAGUGGACGAGUACCUGAGGAGAGAAGUAUCAGCUUUACCAGUACCUGGUGGUAUUAUAAAACCAUCUCUAUUACAGGCAAUACCAUGUUCUGUCUAAAAAGAUAUAUUCUUUUUGUGAUUUGAGAUUUUGUUGCAGACCUUUUCUGUUGAUGGAUAUUGUGAAAAGUUUUGUGAUAUUUAUAUUUUAUAAAACAGUAACAAUUUAUAUUUAUUUGAUGUCUAAAACUAUCAGAUGAAAAGAUAUGCUAUAUGAAUUGAAAAUAUAUGUUCGUUGUUGCAAAAGUUGUUGAGUUGUUAGAUAUUUAUUUUCAAAGAAAAGCUGUUGGAAAGGUUGGAUUUCCAUUUGAGAAUUUCGAAGAAUAGAUGACAGACAAUAAGGAUUUCAAUUGUGAUGCAAGUAGUUUUGUUUUAGAUAUCUACAUGAAUCGUAGGUAGAAGAAAUUUUCUUUAUAGAUAGCUUUAGAUUUCAUGGGCCCGUACGUGUACAAAUUUUUUCAAUUAGUUCAAUAAAAAGAAAUAGCAAGCCGUAUGUGUUACUGCGAUGAACAUUUCUCUAGGACGUAUUAUUUCUGAUGCAGUCAUAUUUUUCGAAAAUUAAAAUUUUAUUGAGCCCAUGUCAACCACACAGUAUUUCAGUCUGUUUUACAUGUUUACCUACAUUUUGCUGUUCUUAUCAAGCUUCUUAUAAAUGCAUUUCAAACCAAAUAGAUAUUUUUCACAAUACUUAUUACAUGUGGCCACAGCUUGUAAUAUUAUAUUCAACUUUUUGUAUUGAAAAACUCAUUCAGUUAUAAAAACUAUUUUUGUAGCCAUCCAAUUGAUAAAAAUUUUAUAAGUUUAAAUGUUCUGUGGUCAUCCUUCUGAAAGAUAUCGUUCCCGCUUUGAGUGUUUCCAAACUGUUGUUUAUAAAUAUGCGAAAUUGUAUCCAAUGUAGUCAGUAUGUUCAAAAUAAAUAUAGUCAGCAUAUGUUUCUAGUUUUAUUUAAAAAAUAAAUAAAGUUAUGUACAUAUCAACAUAAAUAAAAUGUAGCUUGAAUCCCUGUAAAUAACAAAGAGGACUA